Mya arenaria is the source of this 474-nucleotide messenger RNA. Its product is annotated as transcription intermediary factor 1-beta-like. Gene Ontology annotation, biological process: positive regulation of DNA-templated transcription. The transcript has a single exon. NCBI's taxonomy places the organism in Eukaryota, Metazoa, Mollusca, Bivalvia, Myida, Myidae. Bases 1 to 474 code for a protein of 157 amino acids. Gene Ontology annotation, cellular component: chromatin; nucleoplasm. The record is from RefSeq and is a predicted model, not a curated record. Gene Ontology annotation, molecular function: ubiquitin-protein transferase activity.
AUGGCGGUAUCCGGUAAAAAACUCCAGACUUAUGCCUCUGUCCUGUGCGCGACUUUCUGCCAGCCCUGCUCCCAGGACGGGGAAACCUUGCAAGCCGAGCCCUACUGUACUGUCUGCAAGGAGUUCAUGUGCUCUAACUGCACAAAUGUUCACAAGAAACUGAAAAUGUCGAAGUUUCAUGCACUCUUGGACAAGAGUAGAAUGCCGAUAGCUAUGCAGGGUGAGUCAGAUGCACCACAAAGCACCGAGACUUGCAACAUCCAUCCUGAAGAGUUAAUCAAAUACUUCUGUUCACCCCACCAGUCACUCAACUGCGGACAUUGCCUAGCCAAAGAACAUAGAACAUGUCAUGUUGACAUCAUCUCUGAAAUAUCAAGGGGCUUUAAAGGUAAAAAAGAGUAUACAGACAUCAGCAAAGCAAUUUCCGAAUUAACGCUCUUCAAUACUGUGCUGAAGAGGUUGAAACCAAAUUGA